AUGUCCUGUUUGGUGAAGUCCGCAAAUUCAUUUGUUUCUUUUCUAUUCCAGACGGAACAAUUGGUGUUCUUAUGGGUGUUGUUUAUUUUCAUCGUCGUUGGAAAUGGGUCUGUGCUCGCCGCUAUUAGCCUGUCAGAAACUGGAAAAAGGACCCGCAUGAACUAUUUCAUUAUGCAUCUGGCCAUAGCAGACUUGUCCGCAGGCCUGGUAAAUGUUUUGACAGACAUUGUGUGGAAAACAACCGUGGAGUGGUACGCCGGAAACAUAAUCUGCAAAAUUGUCCGUUACUGUCAGGCCGUGGUAACGUUUGCCUCAACAUACGUUUUGGUAUCUCUAAGCGUGGACAGAUUCGACGCGGUGGCAUGGCCGAUGAACUUUUCCAACAGCGCCUCCAGAGCCCGAAUGUUGAUCGGUAUGGCGUGGACCAUGUCAUUGGUCUUCUCAGCACCCGCACUAUACAUCAACAAUGAGGAGUUAACGAACGGCAAAGUGCAAUGUUGGAUCUCUUUUCCUCAACCCAUACAUUGGAAGGUUUACUUCACACUGUUGACCGUGGUGUUGUUCAUACUACCAGCUCUCGUCAUCACGAUGUGCUACACUGUCAUCGUACACGUGAUAUGGAGCAAAGGGAGAGUCGCUAGUGGACCGAAACGAGAAUAUAUACCAGUACAGCAAGAUAAACUUAGCACAAGAGCAAGGUCCAUGUCCAAGAGUAGCAGCUCACGAGGUGUUAUACCACAAGCCAAAAUACGGACAAUAAAAAUGACAUUGAUCAUCGUUAUAGUCUUCAUUUUGUGUUGGAGUCCAUAUUUCAUAUUUAACCUGGUGGAUAUAUACGGACACGUCCCUGAGGGGAUAGAGAAAUACGCCAUAUCUACUUUCAUACAAAGUUUGGCGCCACUCAACAGCGCCGCGAAUCCAAUAAUAUAUGGGAUAUUCAGUACAAGAGUUUGUAGAAAUUUACGAAGGAUACGCUUCGUCAGUUCCCUGUCCAAGUACGUGUAUUGUCAAUGUCAGCGUCGACGGAGAGGCCGGGGAGCUCGGCGGUUGUCGGGAUUCACGGCUUCCUGGUCAGAUCAGACUCAUAUAACCGAUUCCAAGAGAAAUGGGUCGGUACCGUCGUCGCAACGCAGAACGUCCGCCCUGCCGCUUACACAGCGCCAUCUAUCAGAGAGGGAUAGUGCCAUUUUAAAGAAAAAUCUGGUCAUUCGCUUCAACAAGGGAGGUGACUCUGGUAUAGAGGUCGAUACAGACGCUGUAACGGAAGUGUGA
Liolophura sinensis is the source of this 1272-nucleotide messenger RNA. RefSeq names its product cardioacceleratory peptide receptor-like. NCBI's taxonomy places the organism in Eukaryota, Metazoa, Mollusca, Polyplacophora, Chitonida, Chitonidae. The record is from RefSeq and is a predicted model, not a curated record. Bases 1 to 1272 code for a protein of 423 amino acids. Gene Ontology annotation, biological process: G protein-coupled receptor signaling pathway. Gene Ontology annotation, molecular function: neuropeptide receptor activity; vasopressin receptor activity. Gene Ontology annotation, cellular component: membrane. The transcript is spliced from 9 exons.